Molecule: messenger RNA, 1293 nt
Organism: Protobothrops mucrosquamatus (brown spotted pit viper)
Lineage: Eukaryota; Metazoa; Chordata; Lepidosauria; Squamata; Viperidae
Product: protein Njmu-R1
Cellular component (GO): trans-Golgi network
Source: RefSeq, a predicted model, not a curated record
GCUGUACGGCAAUAGGGGGAACGGAUUUUCUUUGCUUCGAGUUCGCAAGCAAAGAUGUUGCCUUCCCUUCAGGAGUCCGUAGACGGAGAUGAGAGAGAGCUGGAGAGCAGCGAGGAGGGAGGCGGCUUGCCCGAGGAACCGAAACCGGAGCGUAGCAGCAACAGUUACCACUGCUUGUACGGCUACCGAGGCUCCGGAUUACACCAGGGAACAGGCAGUGAUGUUGGGAGUCCAAGCAAAUUGUCAGCUGAAACACCUUCAGAUGACUUCAGCAUUUCAUUGGUGGACACUAAUUUACCAGCUGAAGCUGAGAUGGAAUUGCGCAGUUUGGUUGCCAAGCAUCUUAACAAAGGAGCUUUGUUUGAGGGGAUGGGCAAUGUUGUAACUGUCGAGUUGAGUAUUCCAGAAACUCGAGUUGGUUGUUAUUACUGCCUGUUCCAGCCAGAAAAAUGUGCAGAAGGAGCUGAUCCUGAAUCGAGGGAGAGUCCCUUGGAGUACGUUAUCUGUUUUUUGGGAGGCUCAGAGAAAGGACUUGAACUAUUCAGACUUGAGCUUGAUGGAUACAUUCAAGAUAUGAAGACUUAUUUAGAUUCAAAGCAAAGCAACCUGGAGACCAGCAUUCAACCACUCCUGAGAACUUGGUUUGAGGAUUUGGUGUGCCCUAUUCAGAGGGUGGUGAAGCUUUUCCAGGAGAAACUUGCCUUUGUGUUACAUGCUGCUCUGAGUUGCAGUCCUGUUGAAGUGAAUGGAUCUGAAGAAAAGACAGAGAAGGAUAUCAACAGGUUCCUUCGAGCAGCAAGUUUUCAAGAUCUGGUCAGGGAAACUAUGAUGACUUCCUCGUGCACAGCUGCAGCAACAGAGGAGCAGUGCAAAUCAGUGGUGAUUGACUUGAAUGGGCCACAGCUUUGCUUCCACAGCGCAGGAACGAAUAGGUUCUGUGAGGAUUGGACACAAGCAUUUCUGAACGUUUCCGAAGGGGGCAAUCCCUUUCUUUUUCGACAAAUACUGGAAAACUUUAAAUUGAAGGCCAUACAGGACAUCAACAACCUGAAGCGGUUCAUCCGGCAGGCAGAAAUGAGCCAUUACGCGUUGUUCAAGUGCUACCUGUUUCUGAAGAACUGCGGCAGUGGAGAUGUGCUCUUGAAGAUUGUCAAAGUAGAAUAUGCAGAAAUGCAGGAAGCCAGGAAUGUCAUCAGCGUGCUGGAAGAAUUCAUGAGACCAGCUUGGAGCUUAAAUCCUCCUCGUGAACCGAGGGUGGCUUGUACAGUACCAAAUCGGCGUGCCUCCAUGUAG